This is a messenger RNA of Alternaria ventricosa, 2598 nucleotides long. It is a transcript of the gene YSH1, whose product is annotated as endoribonuclease ysh1. Bases 1 to 2598 code for a protein of 865 amino acids. The transcript has 5 exons. Gene Ontology annotation, molecular function: 5'-3' exonuclease activity; RNA endonuclease activity; RNA binding. Gene Ontology annotation, biological process: mRNA 3'-end processing by stem-loop binding and cleavage. The record is from RefSeq and is a predicted model, not a curated record. Lineage: Eukaryota; Fungi; Ascomycota; Dothideomycetes; Pleosporales; Pleosporaceae. Gene Ontology annotation, cellular component: mRNA cleavage and polyadenylation specificity factor complex.
AUGGCGUCGAAGAGAAAGGCGACGGCUAUGGCGCCCGAGGAUGAAGACCCGAUAGAUCCUUCCGACGAGCUCAUGUUCCUCUGUUUAGGAGGCGGCAACGAGGUUGGUCGGUCGUGUCACAUCAUCCAGUACAAGGGCAAGACCGUCAUGCUUGAUGCCGGUAUGCAUCCCGCACACGAAGGCUUGUCAGCCAUGCCAUUUUACGAUGACUUCGAUCUCAGCACCGUAGACGUGCUACUAAUUUCACAUUUCCACGUCGACCAUGCUGCAUCUCUACCCUAUGUACUUGCGAAGACCAACUUCAAGGGCCGCGUAUUCAUGACACAUCCGACCAAGGCCAUCUACAAAUGGCUCAUCCAAGACUCUGUCCGUGUCGGUAAUAUGUCGAGCAAUUCCGAGACCAAGAUCCAAAUGUACACCGAGGCGGACCAUCUCAACACCUAUCCUAUGAUUGAGUCAAUCGACUUUUACACCACCCACACCGUAUCCGGUGUACGGAUAACACCAUACCCAGCUGGACACGUACUUGGAGCGGCCAUGUUUCUUAUGGAGAUUGCAGGCCUAAAGAUACUCUUCACCGGCGACUACUCGCGGGAAGACGAUCGACAUUUGGUAUCAGCUUCAGUACCUCCAGGCGUAAAGAUCGACGUCCUCAUCACCGAGUCAACAUUCGGUAUCUCGAUGCAUACGCCACGUGUCGAGCGAGAGGCACAGCUCAUGAAGGCUAUUACCGACGUGCUCAACCGCGGAGGUCGUGCUCUACUUCCAGUCUUCGCCCUGGGUAGAGCCCAGGAACUUCUUCUCAUUCUCGACGAAUACUGGAGUAAGCAUCCAGAAGUUCAGAAGAUACCCAUAUACUACAACUCCAGCUUAGCUCGGAAGUGUAUGCAGGUCUACCAAACGUACGUCUCGGCCAUGAACGACAACAUCAAACGUCUCUUCGCCGAGCGCAUGGCCGAAGCCGAAGCCGCGGGAGACACCGGUCGACGUGGAGCUUGGGAUUUCAAGUUUGUCCGUUCACUCAAGAGUCUGGAGCGUUUCGACGAUCUGGGUGGAUGUGUCAUGCUUGCGUCGCCGGGUAUGAUGCAGUCUGGCACAUCGCGCGAGCUGCUUGAGCGAUGGGCUCCCGACCCAAGGAAUGGUGUCAUCAUUACCGGUUACUCCGUCGAGGGCACCAUGGCAAAACAAAUCGUUCACGAGCCGGACCAGAUCCCAGCAAUCAUGUCCCGCGCUAGUAACGCAGCACGCCGGCCAGGUCAGAGGGAGAAUGAGCAGGCCAUGAUUCCCCGACGGUGCACAGUCCAGGAGUACAGUUUCGCGGCGCACGUUGAUGGAAAAGAGAACAUGGAGUUUGUGCAAGAAGUCGCAGCUCCUGUCGUUAUUCUUGUUCACGGCGAAAAGGGUAAUAUGACACGCCUGAAGUCUAAGCUCCUUUCCUUCAACGCCCAGAAAGCCGUCCCCACGAAGAUUUACUCGCCCGCCAACUGCGAGGAACUCCGAAUUCCUUUCAAGACCGACAAGAUCGCCAAGGUAGUUGGAAAGCUAGCAUCUAUUGCUCCGCCUUUACCUCGCUCUCUGUCUUCCAAUGGUGAAGGUGAGGCUACUGAAGACCAAGAAGGGGAGAAGGUGGACAUGAUCAGUGGAGUUCUCAUCCAGAACGACUUCAAGAUCUCUCUCAUGGCGCCCGAGGAUCUCAAGGAAUAUGCCGGUCUGACUACAACCACCAUCAUGUGCCGUCAGCACCUUACCCUAUCAGCUGCUGGCAUCGAUCUCAUACGAUGGGCUCUUGAAGGAACCUUUGGUGCUAUCAAAGAGAGCAGUCUCACAGAUGCUGCCGUGGACGGCAAGAUGAAUGGCAACGGCACAGGUCACAAAGAGGAAGCAGACGAAGAAGUCAGCCGCACAGAAACAAAGUUCACAGUAAUGGACUGCGUAAACGUCCUAAUCAAGAACGGAGGAAGAGUAAAAGUAGAAUGGGAAGGCAACGUAAUCAACGACGGAAUCGCCGACGCCGUCCUCGCCGUCCUCUUCACAGUCGAAUCCUCACCAGCAGCUGUCCGACAAUCCUCAAAACAGCAUUCCCACAGCCACGCGCCCAAACAAGAAGCCGACGACAUCACCACCACAAAACUAACCCACCGCUUCAAGAACCCGCACCCCCACCGCACAACCGACCCCUCCACGCGCCUCGCCCGCCUCUUCCUCUUCCUCGAAGCCCAAUUCGGCGAAGAAGCCGUCCGCCCCAUCACCCUCCCCCGCAACAGCACCACAACCGCCACUACAAACGGCACUCCCGCUGCCGCCCACUCAGAUUCCAUGGAUACCUCCACGCCCGACGGCUCCGAACCAUCCAACAUCACCGCGUUUCCGCCUCCCAUUGCGCCUGACGACCAGUUGUCGGCGGAGGAUAAAGCGGAGUUGAAGCGGUUGCAUAAUUUGGGGAUUCCGGUUCCAGGCGUGGAGAUCAAGUUUGAUAAGUUUGUGGCGAAGGUUUGGUUGGAGGAUUUGGAGGUUGAGUGUGCGAAUAAAGCGUUGAGGGCGAGGGUUAAGGCUGUUGUUGAGAGGGGGGUUGAGACGGUUAGUGGGUUGUGGCGGUAG